This is a messenger RNA of Octodon degus (degu), 543 nucleotides long. Its product is annotated as olfactory receptor 7G2-like. The record is from RefSeq and is a predicted model, not a curated record. Gene Ontology annotation, molecular function: olfactory receptor activity. Lineage: Eukaryota; Metazoa; Chordata; Mammalia; Rodentia; Octodontidae. Gene Ontology annotation, biological process: G protein-coupled receptor signaling pathway. Gene Ontology annotation, cellular component: membrane. The annotation marks the transcript as partial. The transcript has a single exon.
ACAGUCAUCAUGAGCACCCGCUUGUGUGUUUUACUGAGUCUCUUCUCCUUGGGCAUCAGCAUUGUGGAUGGACUACUGCACAGCCUGAUGAUCCUAAGGCUGUCCUUCAGCUCAGUCGUGGAGAUUCCUCACUUCUUCUGCGAACUCCCUCAGAUCAUCAAGCUCACUUGUUCUGACACUUCAGUUGAUAACAUAGUAAUAUAUGUGGCAGCUGUCAUCUUCUGUGGUGUUCCUGUGUUUGGAAUCAUGUUUUCUUACACUCACAUUGUGUCAUCAGUCCUGAGGUUGCCAUCAUUAGGAGGAAAGUAUAAAGCCUUCUCGACUUGUAGCUCUCAUCUCUCAGUUGUCUUCUUGUUCUAUGGGACAGGGUUUGGGGUGUACAUUAGUUCCGCGGUAGCUGCCUCACCCCAGAAAACUGCAGUGAGUUCAGCAAUGUAUUCUGUGGUACCUCAGUUGAUGAACCCUUUUAUCUACAGUCUGAGGAACAGGGACAUGAAGGCAGUUUUGUGGAGACUUACUGCUAGGAUAGUUUCUGUUCCGUGA